Molecule: messenger RNA, 1297 nt
Organism: Sipha flava (yellow sugarcane aphid)
Lineage: Eukaryota; Metazoa; Arthropoda; Insecta; Hemiptera; Aphididae
Product: phospholipid hydroperoxide glutathione peroxidase-like
Exons: 7
Coding region: 453-1064 (203 amino acids)
Biological process (GO): response to oxidative stress
Molecular function (GO): glutathione peroxidase activity
Source: RefSeq, a predicted model, not a curated record
CGUCUCGUACAUUUUACCACACGUUAUCUCUACGCUACUCGUGGCUCGUGGACGACGAAGGUUCGUGUCGCAUAAUCGUAACAAUAAUUGUACGCGAAUCAAUUACGUCGAACCGAUUUUUUUUUUUUUUUAAUUCGUCUGACCGUCUACACAACGGUCGUGAAAACGUUUUGUGGACGUACGUUUCAGACCUGAGGUAAUUACGAAACGCACUACUCGCGUUCGCGGUGAUCGAUAAUAAAUAAACCGGACGGCAGUCGUUUCGAUCGCGGAAAAUCGGAACUAUUUCAGCAAUUACAAGACGUGUGUGAAGUUUAACCGUUGUGCAGAUUAUCGUUCGUUAUUAUUGCCGCUGGAAGUCUGACGCGGCCCAAGUUCGUCACACUGCGAACAAAUUCGCGAAAACCGCGUUCUCCGUGUUACAGACACGAUCCAAUAACACGAUUGCUGAUAUGUCGCCCAAAGGAAUUUUAUGUGUAUUGGCUUUGGUUACGAUUUUACCUCUCGUCCUAAGUUAUGAUUUUUUCAUAACUGAGGGAAUUCGUAACUAUAAAUUCCGUUAUUCAGCCGAAAAUGUAUACAAAUUUAAUGUAACAGAAAUCGAUGGAAAAAUUUCUAGUAUGAAUCAAUACAAAAAUAAGACAUUGAUUAUUUUAAACUUGCCAUUUAGUCUCGAGGCCAGACGUAUCUAUGUUUUAGGUUUACUAUUUUUAAAGCAUUACAAUAAAGGAUUAAGAAUUAUUGGUUUUCCAACCGAUGAGCUGACGCCAGGUUCCCAUGCAGACGAUAAAUAUAACAGUCCAGUCUUUAUGAGGAAUUACAUCAGAGAAAACCAAAUUAAAUUUCAGGUUUAUCAUAAAACUUUGGUCAAUGGUCCUCUAGCACAUCCAUUAUGGAGUUAUAUGAAAGCAACAUUCAGUCUUUUUGAUAACUGCAUUACUAAUAACUACACAAUGUUUAUCGUCGACAAAAGAGGUAUACCCGUUCAAAGACUUCCAGAAGACGAACGACCUUUUUUUGAGGAAAUAGAAGAUGCUGUUGUCCCGUAUUUGUAUUUUCAAUAGCUUAGUUAUAUCUUGUUAAAUACCAUAACGUUCAUACUAAUACAUAAUCUUUCGAAUACCAAUGCAUUAAAUGAGAAUAAUUACGAUACAAGACUAUAAACGUGAACAAAUUGGACGAUUGAUUGCUCAUUAUAUUUAACAGUUUUCGAUUGUCAAAACAACAAUCAAUUAUAAAAUGCAGGACCUUCUUUUAAUUAUCUUUAGAAAUAAACUUAAAAUUAAAAUGGAAUAAA